AUGGCUCCAGUGAUUACCCAGCAAGUCGCGCCUCUGCCUCUCAUUCAUCAGCGCUCCGCACAAUCCCUACGGCCUCAUUCGAGAAGCGUUGGAGCACCCGCCGAACCAUGGAGUCCUGGAUCAUUCGAUUCACCGCAAGAUCUAAGUAGGUUCAGUACCUUGCCCGAAGUAGUCGUGGAGCAAUACCCGGUAUACAAAGAUCCCCAGUCGCCACUUGAGAAUCUACCGAUUCCGGUAUUACUGGAUCAACAGCCCACAAAGCGACCGUCAAUCGCACUGGAACCAUCAUCGUUGCCCGGAUAUCUUGAGCAAUACCGCCAAGCACCAUACCCGCCUCAAUGGAACCCACCACCCGUUGUUUCAACCCUGUAUGCUCACCAGGAAAGCAAACGACCAUCCGGAUCCAGCUGGUUGGAAACACCAGACUCGUGCGCCUGGCGAACAAUACGUCCCUCAGAGCAUGCGCAAACUCCUGUUCCACCAUCAUACUCGUUCAAGUUCAAGAGCACGAGUAGCAGCUUCCGCAGUCCCAAGUUUUCAUGGACAAUGACAUGUCCCGACGAGAACACUGAAUCGAGCAAAAAGGUUUCCAAAGCGCAUCAAGCUAUUUGGACCUAUGAUCUGAAGCUGGACCCCAGGACUAAUCUCCGCAAGUCUGAAGUCUUGAGCUAUGGAGGUCCAAAUGCCAGAUCCAUCUUGACAACCUACGUGCAUGCGCUUAAUUAUGAUUCCCUACGCUUCAUCGGCCCAGACGGAUGCGCCUACAUGUGGGUUACGAGCACCAAGGUAUCGUCCAUUCACGGCUCCAGGUAUGACACACUAAGACAUGCUCUCUUUGUUGCCAUGGGCAACAUCGCGGAUCCGCUUUAUGGCAGUAUCGUUGCAGAUCACUGCUUCUGGGACGGAUAUGGUGAUGGAAGUGGAGGGUCUUUGCCUGAUGAAUCGGUUCAUAUUCGUUCGGCAACUAUAGAUUCAGCGAUGGUUGUGGCAACAUUACAGGUGAUGAAAGAUUGGGAGAAGCAUACGCUCAGACAAGAGAAAAGGAAGAACCCCAAGGCCUUCGCAGCAGCGGAAGAGGAAGCCAGGGGUUGUGAGCUUGGAACCUUCAGCUAUUGGAAAGCUUGA
Messenger RNA from Alternaria postmessia, 1125 nucleotides. RefSeq lists its product as uncharacterized. The transcript has a single exon. The coding region runs from base 1 to 1125 and encodes 374 amino acids. The record is from RefSeq and is a predicted model, not a curated record. Lineage: Eukaryota; Fungi; Ascomycota; Dothideomycetes; Pleosporales; Pleosporaceae.